Messenger RNA from Lycium ferocissimum, 1687 nucleotides. Its product is annotated as beta-amyrin 28-monooxygenase-like. Lineage: Eukaryota; Viridiplantae; Streptophyta; Magnoliopsida; Solanales; Solanaceae. The transcript has 4 exons. Gene Ontology annotation, biological process: sterol metabolic process. The record is from RefSeq and is a predicted model, not a curated record. Bases 80 to 1510 code for a protein of 476 amino acids. Gene Ontology annotation, molecular function: iron ion binding; heme binding; oxidoreductase activity, acting on paired donors, with incorporation or reduction of molecular oxygen.
AAAAGAGAGAAACUAUAAUAACACCUAUUUAUAUUCAACAACCAAAAUAAGAAUAAUCAGACUACAUUCAUUCUCACACAUGGCUACAAUGGAAAUUCCUGCAUUACUAGUCAUAAUUUUCAUAAUUUUCAUCCUGAUAAUUAGAAAGAAUAAAGAAACACUGAAUUAUCCUCCUGGAAGUUUUGGAUGGCCAUUUCUUGGAGAAACACUGGACUUUCUUCGAGCAGCAAAAAAAGAAGGAAAGCCAGAAAAAUUCGUCAAAGACAGAAUAGAGAAAUACAAGUCUAAAAUAUUCAAGACUUCAUUAAUGGGGGAGAAAAUGGUGGUAUUGGGUAGUGCUAGUGGGAAUAAAUUCUUAUUUAGCAAUGAAAAUAAGCAAGUCACCGUUUGGUGGCCUGUAACUGUUAAGAAAAUUCUAGGAAGUUGUUUGGUUACUACUGCUGGAGAAGAGGCAAAGCUUAUGAGGAAGAUGAUUUCUUCUUUUAUUAGUCCUGAUGCUUUUUCAAGACUAUAUAUCAAAGCCAUGGAAGUUGUUGCCCACGACCAUUUUAAGAAUUAUUGGGAAGGUAAAGAGAAGGUGAAGGUGUUUCCCCUGGUCAAAUUAUACACUUUCAAAGUGGCAUGUCAUCUAUUCAUGAGCAUUGAAGAUGACAAUGAAAUUGAAAGGCUUUCCGAGCUGUUCCACAUUUUCUUGAAAGGACUUCUAUCACUCCCUCUAUAUUUACCUGGUACAGCAUUUUACAAGGCAGCUAAAGCUACAGAUGCUAUUAGGAAAGAAUUAUUUCAAGUUGUAAGAAAAAGAAGAGAAGCCUUGGACCAAAAGGCAGCUUCACCUUCACAAGACAUAUUGACUCAUUUGCUGUCUUGCCCAGAUGAAAAUGGAAAGUUCAUGUCUGAACUUGUUGUUGUUAAUAACAUUUUGUUGCUGCUCUUUGCUGGCCAUGACACUUCAUCUGUCACUCUUACUUUACUCAUUAAGAGACUCGCAGAGUACCCUCAAGUUUAUCAAAACAUUCUGCAAGAGCACAUUGAGAUAGCAUCGGCAAAGAAAGAAGGAGAGUUUUUGAGUUGGGAUGAUAUACAGAAGAUGAAGUAUUCGUGGAACGUAGUAUCUGAAGUUAUGAGACUGACACCACCUGCAAUAGGGGCUUUUCGAGAAGCAAUUGUGGACAUAAAUUAUGAAGGUUAUCACAUCCCUAAGGGGUGGAAGUUCUACUUGAAUACUUCUUUAACAAGUCUGGAUUCCGAGAUUUUCCCCAAUGCGACGAGCUUGGAACCAUCAAGAUUUGAAGGAGCCGGACCUGCACCAUAUACAUACAUUCCAUUCGGGGGAGGAGCUCGAAUGUGCCUAGGGAAAGAGUUUGCUCGACUGGAGAUUCUCAUAUUUCUGCACAUCUUAAUCAGGAAAUUCAGUUGGAAAUUACUCAUUCCUGAUGAGAAAAUUAUAUAUGAUCCAAUGGCUACCUUUGUUGAAGGACUUCCCAUUAUCCUUCAACCUCACAAUUCUUGAUUCAUAUUUUUCUUACCGAUACACAAGCAUUGUCAGCCACAUAAGUAACAAACCCCCUUUUGUAUUUGAUGUUGUAUAAGAAUUGAUUAAAAAUUACUCCCCGUUUUAUAAUAAGUGGUAUUUCAGGCUUUUUAUUUUAUUCCAAGAUAAGUGGUGGUUUAGAAUUUCAAGAAGAAA